Messenger RNA from Megachile rotundata (alfalfa leafcutting bee), 2446 nucleotides. RefSeq lists its product as uncharacterized. The record is from RefSeq and is a predicted model, not a curated record. Gene Ontology annotation, cellular component: nucleus; nucleoplasm. Gene Ontology annotation, molecular function: DNA-binding transcription repressor activity, RNA polymerase II-specific; RNA polymerase II cis-regulatory region sequence-specific DNA binding. Lineage: Eukaryota; Metazoa; Arthropoda; Insecta; Hymenoptera; Megachilidae. Gene Ontology annotation, biological process: regulation of transcription by RNA polymerase II.
UUCAAAAAAUGAAUGUCUCGAAGUCGAAGUCGAAUUCGAGACUUCAAAGGAAGUAUUUGUACCGAAUACUCAUUCUAUGCUUUUAUGAAAACGAAAAAAGAAGAAGAAAACAAUAAAAACUAAUGGUAAAAGAAAAGGAUUAUUCUAAAGAAUUUUAUACGAUGAGAAACUCUAGUGUUGUUUGAGGAUUAAUGUUGGUAUCGAUGAGAGAUUCGCGUAGGUGGAAAAGGAAGGGUAACAUCCGUUCUAAUGGCGUCAAGACCCAAGCACUGUUGUCACAUUUUGUCCUACAGUGUUUCAAUAUUUUGCUUUGUUUAUGUCGCUCAAGUUUCCGGAAAAGGAUUCAAAAAAUUCGCUCGGAAUUGCAAAGGCACAGAUAGCUAGCUUUUACAGAUGGAAAAGAAAUAAUCUCAGAAGAAAUUUUCUCCCAUCAGUAGCUAAAAUAAGUAAUUAUGGAAGUUACAACGGAGGAGGCACAAGCAGUCCUGCUGGAGGGAAUGGAGGGUGCACAGUAUAUUACUAUUCAAAGGGCAGAUGGAGAAACAUUAGGCAAAACUGUGCCUCUUUUAACGUUAAAUGGAGAAUUAAUCCCUGAGGGAAUGGUAGUUGAUAUGAUCAAUGCUGGUGUUGGUACAGAUUAUGGUACAGCAACACAGUACUACGAAGCAGAUGAUUUAUUACAGCAUGAAUUAACGGAGGAAGAUCGUAGAUUGGCAGCAGCUUUGGUUGCUGUUCAGUUGCAGCAACAGCAAAAACAACAGCAGCUUCAUAGUCAGUCGCAACAUGAAGAAACAGCCUUACCAGAUGUUUCUCAUUUAGAGACUUUAACACCUGUUAACACGUACUCUAUCCAAACUGUACCAGAAUCAAAUACACCACCUGUAUAUCCCACUUUACAGCCUUUCAAACGAAUCACGCAUAAUGUAAAGCAAGAGUUCAUAAAUGUUAAAAGUGAAUAUGACGUCGAAGUAUCGGCGGAGAGUAGCGAAGAUGCUACUCCAAGUUCUGGACCAAAAAGAUCGUUACCGCAUAAAAAGAGGAUUCCCCGUAAUUUCAAACAACAAACCAAGAGAAAUUCAGCGAGAAAAGAUAGUAAUAGACUGAAUUCAGAUGGCAUAAGUACUGAAUCAUCCACUGAUACACAGUCUCAUGUAUUUAAAUGUGAGCUAUGUAGUUCUAAAUUUAAUAGUCAAUUAAAAUUUUUUGAACACCUUAAGGUGCACUAUGAACCUGUAAAACAAGAAACAAGAACAGCACAAGCAACAAAUACAAAUAUCACUAUAUCUGUGGCAGAAACUGCUCAAAAUCUUGAGAACACAGUGAUUGAAGAGUUUAGUGAGCCUGAGGAUCUCAUGGAAGGAAUUAGAGGUGUUGUGGAAGAAACAGGUGCUCAGAUAGACGAAGAUACGACAGAAUCUCCAUUAUCCACUGUGAACGCUACACCACCGUUGUGGACAAUUACCGAUGUCACGGAGCAUGUACAUAGGGACCAUGUAAAACCACCGACUGUCACUGAGCCAACGUUACACAACAAAGAAAAGACUGACAUUCCACAAACAAUGAAAAAGAAAAAAAUACUGAAAACGCGGAAAUCAAGUGAUGAGCUAAUGUGCUCCCAGUGCGAUCGGACAUUCCAUCACAAAAAUAGUUUAGUGUAUCAUAUGCGAUCUCACAGUGGGGAACGACCGCAUCAAUGCGAAGUUUGUGGAAAAAGCUUCUUUGCUCCCAGUGCAUUAAAGGUACACAAACGGCUUCACAGCGGCGACAAGCCGUACAAAUGCGAGGAAUGCGGCCGACAUUUUCGUCAGUGGGGAGAUUUAAAGUAUCAUUCGACAAGUAUUCAUUCGGAACAAAAACAAUAUCAGUGUGAAUACUGUGGUAAAGACUUUGCGCGAAAGUAUUCGUUAAUCGUUCACAGAAGAAUACAUACUGGAGAAAAGAACUACCGGUGUGAAUUUUGUAAUAAAACGUUCAGAGCAAGUAGUUAUUUACAAAAUCAUCGUCGUAUACAUACAGGGGAGAAACCCCAUCCGUGUACAGUGUGUGGAAAACGGUUCAGAGUGCGAAGCGAUAUGAAGAGGCACAUGCACACGCAUUCUAGAGGAAGGACUGAAAGACCUUUGAAUAGAGUUAUAUCAGGGAAGAACAUAGAAGACGAAAACGAUAAGGGAUCACAAGCAAAAACGAUUCAGGAUCUCGUCAGAGAUUUGAAGUUAGAAGUGGAAGCAACAGGAGUGGUAGAGAUUGUUCCACCGGAUGAUAAUCCUGAAAGCAUUUUACCACAUGCAGGAGGACAAACUUUGGAAUACACGGUAACAACCGCAACGGACACAAACUCAGAUAGAGAUCCAUUAGAAGCGGUUGUCCGUACAACUGAUAACAUGCAGUAUUUCUUCAUGUAACAUCUGCUGGGAGAAAAACUGAAGUUUGUUUUUGUAUUAUAAUA